AACAAAAGGUCCAACAAAUAAAAAGAAAAUUAAAUUAAAAGAAAUUUCCCAGAAGGCGGCAGUGCUGGCAGGCGGUAAAUCAGCAAAAGCAGUGUCAAACGCAGAAAUUUAUAAGUACAAGUGGUAACACUAAAAAAAAACAGCUUCCAAAUGAAGACUAUGUCGCGCUUUGGCCUGCGCCGAGGCUUCAAAUUCUCCGAGGAGCAGCAGCAGGUCAAUGGGAACAGCAACAACAACAAUAAUAAUAAUAACAACAACAACAACAGCAGCAGCAGCCAGAGCAGCCCAAUUGGACCAACCACACAAAAGCUGGCAACGCCGCCACGCAAAAAGCGCAAUCACAGUCUACCCAGAGAACAACAACAACAAACACAACAGCCGGAACACCAAUUGGAACUGAUUGAUGUUGAACUGGAGCUGGACAGGCAACAACAGCAGCCACCUUCACUCGUCUGCAGUGUGCCGCUGGAGCGUUUGCCGCGUUUCGUCGAAAAGCUGCAGCUGCUGCAACAGCAACAGCAGCGCGAACUCGAUGAAUAUUCAGCAACAGCUUUUAUCAAAGUUUUGUGCUUGUACUGUGAUAAGAAGUUCGCGUCCAGUAAGCUGCAGGCAAAGCAUGUGGACAAGUUCCAUACGGAGCGCAAGGAGCGACGCUGCAGCAAUCGCUCCACAAAUAACAACAACAGCAGCAGCAAUAACAACAGCAACAGCACCACCAACAGCAGCAGCAACAGUCACUUUCCUGGCUGCCAGUAUUGCAGUAGCAGCAGCAAUAGCAGCAACAGCAGCCACAGCAGCAACAGCAGUACCAGUAGCAAAGCCUCCAAGCCUCAGGCAAUAAUGCCGCCAGUCUCGCUGCCCGCCAAGCAGCUGCAGCAGCUAUUUGCCCAUUUCAUUGCAGGGCAUGCGGACAAGUAUUUUGGCUGCGAACCGUGUCAGCUGCGCUUCAACGAUGCUCCCCAACUUCACAGCCAUAUGCGUCUGACGCAUCAGCAGCAGUUGCCGUCGACGUUGCCACAGCAGCAGCAGCAACGACAAAAACCUCAGCCACAGCAACAGCAGGCGGCAAUGAUUGGCGCCGAGGAGCCGGUGCUGUUUCGUUUAGGUCUCACACAGAAUCGUUUGCCCGGCCAGCGGCAGCGAAAUCGCAGCGCACGCCAGCAACAGCAGCAGCAGCAGCGGGACGACAGUGGCAAUGUAUCGACGCCAAAGCAGCAGCGUAGCAGCAGUCGUGCUGCACAGCGUCAAGCAGCUGCUCAACAACAACAUCCACAACAACAGCGGCAACAGCAGACUGUUGCUGUCUGUGUCGCUGCCACACAAGUCGAUGAUGCACUGUUCCGCAUGCCCAGCCAUAGUCAUGUCUUCGAUGACAAUUUUUACAAGGAUGUGGUGCUCAAUGUGCGCCACAAUUUAAAGCAUUUCCUCGACGGACGAUUGCGCAGCGGUCCAGCGCCGCCACAGCCGCUAAGCGAUGCAGACAGUCCGCCCUCCUCCGCCACCGCCGCCGCCAGCAGCAUGAAUCAAGUGUCGCUUGGCAGCACAUAUCCCACGCUGCUGACAGCCGAACAGUUUGGUGAUGUCUUUGGCAUGGGACUGGAGCAGCUGCAGCUGCCGUUGGCGAAGGUCGCGCGACGUCCGCACACGAAGCACAGCUGGAAAUGGAAAUGGGAUUAUGUGAAGAAAUUCACCGUCAUCAAUGAGGGCGGACGACUGGUCAAAAAGCUAAAGCAGCCAUUUAUGGGACUGCGCGAUCUGUCGCGCCUGGACAUGUGGACGCAGCUGACAAUGCGACAGAAGCAUGAUCUCGAGCAGGCACAGCAGCAACAUCAGCAGCAGCAACAACAACUGGCGCAGUAUCAUCAGCAACAGGAGUGCGAGCAGCGAUUGCAGCAGCUGCAUUUACUGCUCGAUCGUCGUCUGUUGCCGCACAUUAUGCUCGAACAGAACGAGCAGGCCAUUAUCAAGGAGGAGCAGCCGGAGCAGUUGGAGCAGCAACAAUUGCUAUCUCUACCGCUGCAGCAGCAGCAGCAUCAUCACCAUCAACAGUUGCUGCCCGCUGAUCUGUUGCCGCAAACAUUUGCCGAUCAAAGCUUUUUGACGCUGCUGCAGCUUCAACCGCGCAAUCGACAACAGCAACGCCAAACGACGACAACAACAACAGCAGUAGCAGCAGCAGCAACAACAGCAGCAGCAGCAACAACAACAACAAUGGUGCUAAGCGGCGAAUGGGCGCGUCCACGUUUAUAUUUAUGCAUUUGCUGUGGCGCCAAGUUUGAGCAGCGCAAAGCGCUCGAGGAGCACAAAACGUUUCGCCAUUCGCAUAUUUAUGCGACGCACUAUGAGCUGGUCGGACGUGAACUGCUCGCUGGCAACUUGUUGCGUCAUCUGUUUAUGCCCAAGCGGGCGCUCAGUCAUUAUGCAGCCGAACACCAGCAGCAACAGUUGCAGCAGCAGCAACAAUUGCAAUUGCAACUGCAUAAGCAGGAACGCACUGUUGUUGAGGAUGAGUCGAUAAGCAGCUCCUCGAAUUGUUCGGCUGUCUCCUCGACAUUUGGCCUGCUGACCAAUGUGGAUGGAUCGCCGUGCUUCACGGCGACAACAACGACAGCGGGUACAACAGCGACGAACAGCAGCAGUAAUCGCAGCAGCAGCAGCAACAGCAACAAUAAUUCAAUAGCAACAUCUGUGGAGGAUAACGAUAGCAGCGAUAUUAAAGCACAUCCACAGCAAUCUUCCUGCUCACCAGCCAGCCUCAGUCACAGCCAUAGCUCCAGCUAUAAUUCCAGCUCCACAAACAAUUCCAGCAGCUGCACAAAAUGUGGUCGCAAGUGCAGCGGCCUCAUGGAUCUCUAUCGCCACAUGUUGGACUGUUCGGGCGAUUAUGUUUGGUCGCUGGCCAAGAAGCGUAAAUAUCGUUAUUAUUGCGGCUCCAAGAAACGUCGCACCGCCUGCAAUAAGCCCGCCAAGCACUUUGCCCAGCUCCUGCGCAAGAAUAGCAAAAAGGUUAAGAAGCAGCAGCAACAGUCUGACGAACAGCAGCUUCCCAAUAACAACGACGCUUCCGAGGAGAGCGGCUCGUAUUGCUCCAACUCCAAUUCAAAUUCGACUUCCAAUAAGACUAAAACGCCGCCGCGUCAACGCCCCAGCGAUGCUGAAUCCAUACGUAAAAUGCUGGAGAAUUUGCCGGCGAAACGUGUUUGUAAAAAGAUCUUUCCGAUGGAUAAUAAGAAGCGCUCCAAGAAACAGGGCAAACCCAGUAAGAAGCAGUUGGUUCGCGGUGCCAAGAAGCUCUACAAUCAUCAUCAUCAUCAUCAUCACCACCACCACCAUCAUCAUCAUCAGCAUGCGCUGCGCAAUACGCGUUCGCGUCUGGUGCGUGCCAAGCCAGCAUCAGCAGCAUCGGUAUCAGCAGCAACAACAGCUGCUACUGAACAGCAAAAGCAACUCCAACGUCGCAAUCGUCGCAAGCAGCAGCAGCAACAACAUCAAUCAAAACUAUUGUCUAACAGCGACAACAAUUCAACAACAUCAGUUGCAACAACAACAACAAGAACAACAACAGCAACACCAACAAAAACCUUAAACACUGCCAGCACAGCUACAGCAGCGACAACUGUUGCACUUGUCGAUGUAGCAGCAACAACAACGACGACAACAACAACAACAACAAAUUUAGUCUCACCCACGCCCAGCAGCAAACAGCAGUUAAUGCCCACGCCGCCCACAACACCAGCACCAGCAGCAAUAACGCCCAUAACAACACCAGCAACGCCAUCAACACCAAUAGCAACAGUUGCUGUCAACAAACAGCAGCAGCCGGUUAAACGCAGUAAGCGCAUAAGCGACUGCAUUGCCAUGCUAACGGGAAAGCUGGAGGAGAAGCUCAAGACUGAACAACAGCCGACGGCGGAAAAGGAGCAAAUGUUGCCGGCAAUGUCAGAGCAACAGUUGCAUUUGCAGCUACAACCACAAACGCAGCAAAAGACGCCCAAGCGGAAAGCGAUCUCCCGACGCAUAAUAAAGCAGCAAAGUGAGACAGCAACAGCAGCGACAGUCGCAACAGGGCCAGCAGUGACAGCAGCAACAGUGCCAGUAGCAACAGUGCCAGCAGCAAAAGUGCCAGUAGCAAAAGUUCCAGCAGUAAAAGUUCAAGCUGCAACAGGGACAGCCGCAACAGUGCCAGUAGUAACAGUGCCAGCAGCAAUAGUGGCAGCAGCAACUGCCGCAGCAACAACAAAGACAAUAGCAGCGUCAACAGCAGCAACAGCAGUAGUUGCAAAAGUAACAAUGCCAGCAACACCAGUUGCAACAGCAGCAGUAACACCGGUCGCAGCAAUUGUUGCUAUUGAGCAACCGAAGCAGCCAGUGCAUGUUCUGCGCUUGCGCCAGUGCUGCCACCCCAGCGGCGCGCCACACCCACCAAGGCUGCUACAAAGCAGAUGGCUGCACCACAGCAACAGCAACAGUUGGCAGCAUUGCCGUUGCCAGUGCUACCGAUGGCACAGCCUAUGCUGCUGCCAGUGCCCAUGUCGAUGCCUGUUAAGCUGCCACCGCCGCUGCCGCCAGCAACUGCAACGCCAACUGCAGCAGCAACACCGGCAGCAACAGCUGCUGGCACGGCACCUGACAGCAGCAAUGCUGUUGCCAAAAUUGCCAUUGUAUAUGCCAGUGCCAGUGCCAGUGCCAGUUGUGCCCCCCAACUAUGUGAUGGAACCGUUAAAUCUCAGCCAUGUUCGGCAGACAGAUGCACACCAGCAAUACCAGCAACAUCUGCAACAACAACACCAGCAACAGCAGCAGCAGCAACAACAACAGCAACGCACAUCAGCAAUGCCCGCACGUCGUCAAACGAUUUGCGGCUUCGAAGCUCGCAAUUUGCUGCAAUUGGACGAAAUGCAACCACUGGAUUUAUCCAAGAAAACACAGCGCAAAUCCUCGCCAGUGCCACCAGCAGCAAUUGCAGGUGCUGCUGCUGCUGUUACUGCUGCUGUUGUUGUUCCUAAUGCACACAGUAAUCUAUCCGGCUGCCAGGAGCUACCGCUUGGUUUGGGCAUGCCGCUACCAUUGCCACUGCCGGCACAUUAUUAUUCCAACUUGGAAUUGCUGAAGAUACCGCAGGUGCGUAAUCCGGUGUUGCCAUUACCGGUGGCAGUGCCCGCAGUAACAGUGGUGUGCAUCUAUUUAUGGACACAUCACUUACGUACGCGUCCACAUGGGCGUCGACGCAAGCCGAUUACGAAACAGCUGCUGGAUGACUGCGGUAGAGAUUGGCAAUUGUUGCUGCUCCAACUGCUCCGGCUGCUCCUCCUUGAAAUGGCCUGCGCGUUAUUGUGCUGGUGCUGGGUUGUGGGCGGCGUGGGCAUUAACUGCUGUUUGUGGGCGUGGGUGAGACCAACCACCAAAGUGCCAGCAAAAAAACGAGCCACAGAGUUGGCCAGCAAAAAGGAGAAACCGUGUCCCACGCGAAUGGAUGAGGUGAUCAAUAAUCAUAUCGAUGAUGCCAUCAAUUCAGUCAUACUUGCUGUGCACGCCAGUCUGCCGCAGGACGAGGAGGAGGAGCUGCAACAGCAACAGCAGCUGCAGUUGCUCUUGCACAAACAACAACAACAGCAACAGCAGCAGCAACAACAGCAGCAGCAGCAACAGUUGCCGCCAACAACAGUUAUGCCCAACGCUGGCGUUUUGUUCAGCACAGCAGCAACAGUUGCCGCUGUGCCCGCCCGCAAUCCAGCACCAAAGAAGCGCAGCAUGCGCUCAAAAACCAUUGAUUGCCGUUCCGCACUGCUGCUACUGCCGACUGCUGUUGCCACUGCACAGACACCCACAGUGCCAUUAAUGUCAGCGAUGCAGUGCAUCCAAUUGCCAUCAAAUGGCCAACUAGUGCAGCUAGCUGCUGAGCAGCCGCCCCUGCCGUCGCCCAUUGCCACACCAAAAGUUGCCACGCCCGCACCCGAAGUGGAGGAGAAGCCCAGCAUGUGCCAGAGGCAAGUGUUGCUGGCAUCAGAAGUUCAAUUGCAGCCAGUAAUGACAACGACAGCAGCUGCAGCAGCAGUAGCAGAAGCAUUAGUUGUACCAACACCAGCAACCACAGCUGAAACAACAGUUGCAGUCUCGGCCGCUGCGAAGCCAGCAAUGGCUGUGUCUGUCAUCUCAGUGGCACCACCAACAGCACCAGCAACAACAACAACAUUACCAACAACAACAACAGCAACAACGAAAAGCAGAAGUGUCACGCCCAACUUGCUGCUGGAGGAGCACAGCUGCAAUAUGCACAACAACAACAACACAUCCUCUGGUUUUCAUAGUCUGGCGCCAGCAGCUGAAGUUGAACCCGAUCCGGAGCCCGAAUUGGUAACGGAAAAGGAGACGAAGCUCGAGUCCGAGCCGGAGACCGAAGCCAAGCCUAAACCUGAACUCGAAUCGCAGCCACAACUUGUGCGGGAACCGGAUCCGAAACCGGAUCCGGAACCAGAAGCGGAACCAACGCCGCCACCCAAAGAAGAUGUGAAAAAGAAGCAGAGGCGUCGACGCAAAAACGAACUGGCAGCAAUUGUUGCCGAUCAGCUGCUGGAGAGCUUCAAAAUCGACAACGCGCGACGCGACAAUUUGAAGAAGCUCGAGAACCUGGCAUAUGAGAAGAGCGAGGAUCUUUUGCUCACCGGCAUGUUGCUGAUGUCCAGCACAAAGCGAAAUGCAACGCUGCAGCAGCAACAGCAGCAUCCAGCAGUAGCAGCCGCAGCAACAGUUGCAGCCGUUGAGUCGAAGCGCAGCAAAGUCGAGUUCGAGCAGACGCCACCGGCUGCAACUGGGCGUGGUCGGCCCAAGCGACGGCAGAGUUGCUACUAUAAACGUGGACGUGGCAAGGCGACGCCUUUGGGUGCUGAGACGAAUAUUAGCGCGUUGAAAUCCUCACUUGAGUCCUUCUCCAUUGGCAUUGAGAAACAGCUGCUGGCCAAGGAGGCAGCCGCCGCAGCAGCAGCUAAAGCAGCAACGCCCACAGCCAGCUGCAUACUGCGCCCAAGCAUUCUGUGCACAGCAGCCAAGGAGCACCAGCAGCAGCAGAAGCAGCAGCAAAAGCAACAACAAAAGCAACAGCAAACGCCAAUCGCUGCCACAUAUAGCCGAGAUCCUCGACUUAACAAAAAUAUACACAAGGAAGAACAAAAUCAUCAGCAGCAGCAGCAACAGGAGCAGCCACAGCCUGGCGAGGAUCUGGAGGAGGAGGACAAUUAUUUAACGGAAAUUGCGAAAAAUGUCAACGACAAAAUCAUGUCGGCAAACAACGAGGACUUCGAGUUUGCGCACGAUGAAUUUGAUCAGGAUAAAUCCCAUGAUCCGGAUCAGGAUAAAUUCUAUCGUCCGCCCACAUCGAUGAGUGUGCGCAGUGCACCCAAUCUCAAUGAUGAAAACUCGAAUUUCGGCUCCGACGAUGAGAACACCAACACAGAGAUCAUGGACAUGGAUCUGGAUGAUGAGAUGAGUGUCUAUACUAGCUAUUCGCAGGAUUUAGGACGCACUGGUCGUGGACGACGGCGUCGGCGACGUCGCAGCGUUCUAUUGACGCGCCGUCCAAAGAAACGCAACACGCGCAGCAGCCAGCAGCUGGAAGAUGCCGAUAAGUUUGCAUGCCAGCUGUGCGGCAAGAGCUUCUUCACAUCCACCUCUUUAUCCAAACACAACAUGACGCUGGCGCACGUCUCCAAACUCUCCGAGCUGGAGUAUAUGCAAUCGAAGAGCAAUGCGCCGCCAAGUCCCCCACAGCAGCAGCAAGUGGAGGCAGUGGUGGCGCCACUGCAACAAACUCAACAACAACAGCAGCAGCUGCGUGCCUCAGUGCUCAUAUCGCCGGUUGUGCAUCCACAGACGAUAGUCAUCGGCGCGGCUUCCAGUCAUGUCAUUACCGAGGAGAGCCUGCGUCUUCAUGACACCCAGCAGCAGCAGCAGCAACGGCAGCAGCAACAGCAGCAGCAACAACAGCAGCAACAACAACAGCAGCAACAGCAACAACAGCAGCAACAACAACAGCAGCAGCAGCAACAACAACAUGCAAGCCAGCAUUCAAGUCCAAUUCACAGUGCCGCCCGCCUUAAUCUCAAUCCCGAUGAGCGUCUUUUCUACGAGUGCUGCAACAUUUUGAAGAGCGCCGAAACGCCUCGUCUACCCACGGCAACUGCCAUGCCCACAAUUGCCGUUGCGACGCCCUCUGUGAUUGUUAGCGCCGGUGUGCGCAAACCCUUGUCGGAGCUAACGAUUCCCGUUGCGACAACGGCUGAGCCUGCGUCACCCCCAACAUGUCGUCCUCCACGUCCACCGCCGCCGGCAUCGCCGUCUCCUUCGCCGUCGCCACCUCAAUCACCACUGCCAACAACAACAACAACAAUACCAACAGCAGCAGCAGCAACUCGUAUAGUUCCUGCAUCCUCCGCAUCAGCAACAACAGUUUCCCAUCAACCAGUCAUCCAGCAGCUGUUUCGUAAUCCGCCUGCGGCGACGCCCACGUCGACGCCUACGUAAUCGCAUCGUCUGUCGCCCAAUUACUCAAUGUCGCAAUUCUCAUCGAUGACAGCUACAAAUAUGACGCAGUCCCGAUUUAAGACCAAAGCCGCAAUGAAGGGCUACGAGACGAAUUUGGAGCUGGACAUGGAGCUGGCCAAGUCGGCAAAUCGUGCAGUGUGCAAGCUAACCGAAUUGGCGGACAUAGCGUUGGGUAGCGAGAAGCCGCCCGGCGUUAACUAUAGCCCCAAUCAGGUAUCGACACCUCUCUCACCAGUCGCUGUUGCCGCAACAGACCAUCAGCAGCAGCAGCAGCAACUGUUGCAGCAGUCGCAUCAGCAGCAGCAACAAUUACAGCCCGUGACAGCAACUGGUGUCGAACAGAGCUCCACAUCAUCCAAGACCAUUAUGCAUGGCUCCUCCAUUAUCAAGGCAACAGCGGCAACGGCGGCCGCCAGCAGUGCUACAUUGCCACCGGUCUCGGGUCGGAUUAUAAUACCGGAGCGGCCGUUUAAGAAUAUUGGACUGGAGGAGAAGGCGCCCAUUACGUUCCAGAAGCCGAAGGCAAGCGUUAAUCUGCUAACCGAUGAUAAUAGUGUAUCCACCGCAAGCUACUCGGAUCGCGAUGAUUAUGAUUUUGGCACGCUCAGCUGUGAGGAUGUCGAUGUGGAUGCGGAAACCGAUGCGGAUGCCGUUGCGGAGACGGUUAAGCUUGCCGAGCAGCAGCGCCAGCGGCAACAGUUGCAGCUGCAGCAGCAACAGCAGUUGAAACAAUCGUCUGGUGUCAUUGCGUGCUCAGCAGCCACAUCAUCCACAUCGAGCAGUUCCAGUUCCACCGCCUCCUCAACGCAGCAGAGCAGCAGUAGCAACUCCAGUCGGGCCACAGCAAAAACGUUUGAGAACAAAUCGCUAAUCAUGGGCCGCAUCUUCAAGUCAAAGGCAAAGGCAACAACAGCAGCAGCAGCAGCAGCAACAGCAGCAGCAGCAACAGUAACACCAGGAGCAAUAGCAACGCUUGGCGCUACUGGAGCAACUGGGACGCCGGUCAAGAGUGCUCCCAAGGAUAAAGCGCAGCUGGAUCAGCUCUUUGAUGAGCUGCGUGGUGCAACAGCCAAGCCACAACAGCCCGUUAUUGAGCUGGCGCCAAUAACAGCAACAGCACCAACACCCAAUUCGACUCCGGAUCCUUGGUUAGCUCCCGAUGUGCCAGCUUUGUCUGCGACGUCAGCGUCCGCUCCUGCAAUGAAAGCGACCGCUGCCACCAAAAAGAAGAUUACCACCAAAGCAGCAACAGCUGCUGCUGCUGGACCAGAUCGAAAGAAAACUGCCGCUGGCAGUGCGAAGGCGAAAAUCAAAACAACCGCACGCAAACCGACCAAAGAUCUCUCCAAACUGCAAUCGGAGCUGGGCAUGAGCACCGCCGAGAUUGAGCAGCUCAUCGACGAAGGUCAACGUAAAUCGAAGCGACGUUGCGCGACCAAUCGGCCCAAAAAACUGGUGGAAACGUGGAGCUCUGAUGAGUACGAGGAGUUCCUCUCCACCAAGGAUAUAAUAGCUUUAAUUGAGCAAAAGGAGCAGCAGGAGCAGCGUCGCAAGCGCAAAACCAGCGAGGCUGCCUCACAGCAGGAGUUGCUGCCAGAGCGACCGAAUCUCACGCAGCCAUUGAACAAUGCUAAGAGCAAAAGGAAUCGCAAGGCACACAAGGAUCAGGUGGAACAGCUGCAGCAGCAACAGGAACCACAGCCACCAGCGCCGGCACCGGCGCCGUCCAAACGCAGCAGACAGCUGCGCGCAGCAGUUGAUAUUCAAGUGGAGGCGCCGCCACCGCCCCCGCCACCGCCAACGAAAACGACGAAGGCGACGCGCGGCAAACCAGCAGCCAGGACAGCGAAAGCCACAAAGGCGACCAAAACGCCGGCUGCUGUAGGCAGAAAACGUGGCAAGCAGCUGGAAGAACUGCAACUGGAAGCCGAACCCGAACCCGAACCUGAGCCGGCAACAGCAACGAUCGUUGCUACAGCGGCGCCAACAGUGCAACAGCAGCGCCUGGAACGUUCUAGUCAACGCACGCGCAGCAGUCGUCAGCAACAACAGCAGCAGCAGCAACAGCAGCAGCGAGUGGUGGAGGCAAGCGCGGAGGUGGCGUCUGCGGAGCAGCAGCCAAGGGACAUGAAUCACUAUCAGGAGAGCCAUGAAAAGGCAGCGAGCAGCGUUAAUGUCAAGCAAAAGCCGCGCGGCAGCAGCAACAAUAAUGUUAAUAAAAUCAACAACAACAACAAUAGCAAUCGCGGCAGCAACAACAGCAGCAGCAGCAACAAAAAUUUGAAAACAAAACGCAAAUCGCAAUCGAAUCGACAAUCGCCGGCGCGCCGGAAGCGACCGGCGAGCGAGAAGCAGCUGUAUUAUUGGAGCAGCUCCAGCGAUGAUGAAUUCGGUCGCAUCAAUGUGGAUGCCGAGGCAGCGGAAGCGGAGGCGGGAACCCAGGCAGACGCCGCCGUUUCAGCCGUUGCCACAAAUGAGCCACAACAGCAACAACAACAACAGCAGCAACAACAACAGCAGCAGCAACUGUUGGCGCCGACGAAGCAUUUUGAUGACAGCGAACAAUAUCAGAAGCAUGGCUGGAUCGUUGGUGAUUCGCACAAGAAGCUGGUGAAGCUUUUGGCCAUUGCCAAGGGCAACAAGAAGGUGGACAAUUGCGGCGUUAAGCGGCGGACGCCCAAACGCAAGUGCUAGGGGAUGAGUGCUUGAGCAAUUGAUCGGUUGACACUUAAUGCAGUAGCACUGCCAACAUUUCGUGUGCGGUAUCAUUUCUCCGACGUCAAGGCUUAUUAUUGUGCAUUCGUGUAUAUUGAAGCAGACAAAACACGACAUAUAUUUUACUUUCUUUAAAAAGAGAAAAACAUUUAAGCGUUACAUUA
Messenger RNA from Drosophila grimshawi, 11417 nucleotides. RefSeq lists its product as uncharacterized. The record is from RefSeq and is a predicted model, not a curated record. Lineage: Eukaryota; Metazoa; Arthropoda; Insecta; Diptera; Drosophilidae.